CUGAAGUCUGAUGCGCAGGGAGCUCAGUUUCCUCUCCAUCGUCGGAGCGUCUGGACCUCACCUGGCAGGAUGUUCAUGCAUCUGGAGGUUUUCUACUACAUCUUCAUUCUCCUGGCUCACACGAAGUCCUGCUGCUGCUGGUCAGUGAAUAAUUUCUUGAUGACUGGACCCAAGGCGUACCUGAUCUACUCCAGCAGUGUGGCGGCGGGCGCUCAGAGUGGCAUAGAGGAGUGCAAGUAUCAGUUUGCAUGGGACCGCUGGAACUGCCCCGAAAGAGCUCUGCAGCUCUCCACGCACAGCAGCCUGCGCAGCGCAAAUCGGGAGACAGCAUUCGUUCACGCCAUCAGCUCUGCUGGGGUCAUGUACACUUUAACCAGGAACUGCAGCCUCGGAGACUUUGACAACUGUGGCUGCGACGACAGCAGGAAUGGACAACGUGGUGGUCAUGGUUGGCUCUGGGGCGGCUGCAGCGACAACGUCGGCUUUGGAGAGGCCAUUUCCAAGCAGUUCGUAGAUGCGCUGGAGACGGGGCAGGACGCACGGGCAGCCAUGAACCUCCACAAUAACGAGGCUGGGCGCAAGGCUGUUAAGGGGACCAUGCAGAGGACGUGUAAGUGCCACGGUGUGUCGGGAAGCUGCACCACUCAGACCUGCUGGCUGCAGCUGCCAGAGUUCAGGGAGGUGGGCAACUACCUGAAGGAGAAGUACCACAGGGCGCUGAAGGUGGACCUCCUCCGUGGAGCUGGGAACAGCGCGGCCAGCCGAGGGGCCGUCGCCGAGACCUUCAGCUCCAUCUCCCGCAAGGAGCUGGUCCACCUGGAGGACUCCCCAGAUUACUGCCUGGAGAACCGCACCCUGGGCUUCCCGGGCACAGAGGGCCGCGAGUGCCUCAAGAAGGGCAAGAGCCUGAGCAAAUGGGAGAAACGGAGCUGCAAGAGGCUCUGCGGGGAGUGCGGCCUGGCCGUGGAGGAGCGGAAAGCCGAGAUGGUGUCGAGCUGCAAUUGCAAAUUCCACUGGUGCUGCGCGGUGAAGUGUGAGCAGUGCAGAAAGACAGUGACCAAAUACUUCUGCGUGAAGAGGGGAGGUCAGAGGGGAAGGAACGAGAGCGCAGGCAGCCGCCGCAAGAACCUCAGACUGAGGAAGAAGCACUAAGCAUCUUCAUCACCUGCUGUGCCACGACCACUUUCAGACUCUGUGCAUGUUCAGAUAGUGUGUGUUAUGGACAAAAAAAAAAAAAACUUUCUCUUUCUACAACCUUUUAUUGCCAGUUUUGUAUUAAAAGUUAACAGUGGGCCGCACACAAAGCCACAUGAAGCCACGUUUGGAAUACAUGUAUUUAAGAUAUAUUUUUUUAUACUUUUUCAACAUUUUAAACAGUCACCAAGCAUUUGAACAUAAUUUCUUUAACUUCAACGUUCUCCACAACAUGAUUUAUUUAUUUCCAUACAUAAAGAAAAAAAUCUAGGGGGAAUAAUUAAGCAAUUAAGCAGAAUUCUUUUUCGAGUGAUGGAUGAUCUGACUUUUGAACAUUGACACAAUUAGCUUUUAAAAAUCCCAAUUUUUAAGAAUCUGUCGGGUUGUGUUCUCAUGAAUCGUGCAGCUGAUUAAUGUCAUGUGUCACUGCCAGGCUUUGAAUUUAUUCAGAAAACAUUUCUACAUUUUUGGACUCACUAUGCUCUCCCACUGCCCUGGCCUUUGCUGCCCUCCUGAUGUAUUUAAUUGUACAUAAAAUGAAGCACUUUGUACUGUACAUUGUUAAUUUAUUGCA
This is a messenger RNA of Hippoglossus stenolepis (Pacific halibut), 1768 nucleotides long. It is a transcript of the gene wnt8b, whose product is annotated as wingless-type MMTV integration site family, member 8b. Gene Ontology annotation, biological process: cell fate commitment; canonical Wnt signaling pathway; multicellular organism development. The coding region runs from base 70 to 1152 and encodes 360 amino acids. Gene Ontology annotation, cellular component: extracellular region. NCBI's taxonomy places the organism in Eukaryota, Metazoa, Chordata, Actinopteri, Pleuronectiformes, Pleuronectidae. The transcript has 6 exons. The record is from RefSeq and is a predicted model, not a curated record. Gene Ontology annotation, molecular function: cytokine activity; frizzled binding.